AUGGGUUCAACCGAGGCUCACCAACGCAAACCUCACACCAUGGAAGCGACCGAGCUUCAAAAACACUCCACCAAGCCGCCCACAGAGCCCCGUUUGAAACAUGGAAUUCUGAUGCAACUGCUCCGAUCUUUCUUGCUGGCAACAUGGUUCGAUUGCUGCAUCGUGGUCAUUUUCAUAACCCAGCUUGUUGGUAGCCCGCUGUACCUGAUCAACAAAAGCUGGUAUUACUCGUAUAUGGCGUACACGAAACAAAACUUUGGACUGGUGAUCACCGCACUCACCGAAUGGGGCAGCCCUACACUGUUUCGAGUUAGUGGAGAUGCCAGCGUGCAAGGUCAAAUUCAUUUGUCCGAAGAUGGCAUGUUGCAGACCGAUUUCCCAGAGCGCUUGGUGAUGAUCGCCAACCACCAGAUCUAUACCGACUGGGUAUACCUGUGGUGGAUUUCCUAUACCAAUGUGAUGCAUGGCCGGAUUUUCAUCAUCCUUAAGGACUCCCUCAAAUGGAUUCCCAUAGUUGGCCAGGGCAUGAUGUUCUACGGAUUUAUCUUCCUGGCACGGAAGUGGCUUUCAGACAAGGCCCGAAUUCAUUAUCGGCUCCAAAAAUUGAAGACGAAGUACAUUGGAGCAGAGUCGAAUGGGCCCCAAUAUGACCCCAUGUGGCUGCUGAUCUUUCCCGAAGGAACCAAUCUGUCUAUCAACACUAAGCGGCGGAGUGAUGCAUUUGGAGAGAAACAAGGACUGCCUUCAUUCAAUCACCAAAUUCUCCCCCGGUCAACAGGUCUGUUUUUCUGUCUUCAGCAGCUACGAGGAACAGUAGAGUGGGUUUAUGAUAGCACUAUUGCCUAUGAGGGUCCACCGAAUGGAGUCUAUCCCGACAAGUACUUCACCCUUCGCUCCACAUAUCUCCAAGGACGCCCUCCGACCUCAGUUAAUAUGCAUUGGCGGCGGUUCGCUGUUGCAGACAUUCCUCUGGAUGACCAAACAGCAUUUGAAGAGUGGCUGCGAGCCCGAUGGGUAGAGAAAGAUCGGCUAUUGGACCAAUAUUGGGAGACUGGCCGGUUCCCGUCCGACCUGGCUGGCUCAAUCAAAGCUACAAACGCCACCCCUGAACAGAAGGUAGCUGUCGAUGCUGGUUAUGUCGAGUCUUACGUUCGAUUGCAUCAUUGGAUAGAGCUUGGUCAAAUAUUCAUUGUACUGGUUGGUUUAGUGUUCUUGUACAAGCUUGUGGGCAGUUGGUUCCACUGA
Molecule: messenger RNA, 1245 nt
Organism: Penicillium odoratum
Lineage: Eukaryota; Fungi; Ascomycota; Eurotiomycetes; Eurotiales; Aspergillaceae
Product: lysophospholipid acyltransferase family protein
Exons: 2
Coding region: 1-1245 (414 amino acids)
Cellular component (GO): endomembrane system
Molecular function (GO): acyltransferase activity
Source: RefSeq, a predicted model, not a curated record